This is a messenger RNA of Clupea harengus (Atlantic herring), 1569 nucleotides long. Its product is annotated as delta-sarcoglycan. The coding region runs from base 235 to 1569 and encodes 444 amino acids. The transcript is spliced from 11 exons. Gene Ontology annotation, biological process: heart contraction; cardiac muscle tissue development. Gene Ontology annotation, cellular component: sarcoglycan complex; sarcolemma. The record is from RefSeq and is a predicted model, not a curated record. NCBI's taxonomy places the organism in Eukaryota, Metazoa, Chordata, Actinopteri, Clupeiformes, Clupeidae.
GAGUGUGUGAGAGAGAGAGAGAGAGGGAGAGGGAGACAGACGGAGAGGCACAGGCUGCAGUCUGUCAAAAGUAGGCCUCAUGUGACUGCUACGGAGAGGUUGAGUCUACUUUUAUCUGCGUGACACACCCCGGCUCUCUCACUUACAGUAGCCUGCUAGAGGCUCCAGGAGGAACGCAGUGCGAGACAGAGACAGAGACAGAGAGACAGAGAGAGGAGAAAAAGAGAGGGAGCGAUGACCCAAGAACAGUGCCCUCAUAGGAACAAUGUCCAGAGCUCAGAGACGCCACACGUGUACAAAGUGGGGAUUUAUGGCUGGAGGAAACGCUGCCUUUACUUCUUCGUGCUCCUCCUGAUGAUCCUCAUCCUGGUCAACCUCGCGCUCACCAUCUGGAUCCUCAAGGUCAUGAACUUCACCAUCGAUGGCAUGGGCCACCUAAGAAUCACAGAGAGGGGUUUGAAACUGGAAGGGACAUCAGAAUUCCUCCAGCCGCUCUACGCCAAAGAAAUCCACUCCACGCCGGGCAAUCCAUUGUACCUGCAAUCCUCCAAAAAUAUAUCUGUCAACAUCCUCAACAAUGAAAAUCGCCUGGUCACGCAGCUCACGGCAGGGUCACACGGGGUGCAGGCUCAUGGUAAGAUGCUGGAGGUGAAGUCGAGUUCAGGAAAGCUCCUCUUCUCGGCAAACGACCAGGAAGUGGUAGUGGGUGCAGAGAGAUUACGAGUCAUGGGUGCUGAAGGUGCAGUGUUCACCAGCUCUGUGGAGACGUCACAUGUUAGAGCAGAGCCCUUCAAGGAGCUACGGCUGGAGUCUCCAACACGAUCCCUGUACAUGGAGGCGCCCAAAGGGGUAGAGAUUCACGCAGAAGCAGGAGACAUCGAGGCCACAUGUAGGAGCGACCUACGCCUGCAGUCAGUGGACGGAGCGAUCGUCCUGGAAGCCCGAAAGAUCAAGCUCCUGCGGCUGCCUGAGGGGGUGGCCUCGUCCUCGCCCAGCCGACAGACUGUGGGUUUGAGGUGUGUGUUGUGCUCCAACGGCAUCCUCUUCCUCUCACAAGGCAGGAAACUGGCUCCACAUGUCCAGAUGAGCAACCAAGCCUGCAUCCUAGGAACUGCUUCCCGGAUCCCUUACAGUCCUACCCCAGACUCACUUCCGAUGCUCCUGUCAGGUCCCAGUUUUCACACUGUUGCCGAGGCGAUGAGGAUGAGGAUAAUAAACAUGCAGACACUGCAGACCAGCAUGCACCGGCUGACGUCCAACACCGGCCUCGUUGCUAAGCCUACCAAAGGCGGAGGAAGAUGUGUGGAGCUGCUUGAGAUGAAAGAGUUGCCCGGCACACUGCCUCUCCUAUGGCACACAGGCCUGUGUGGAGUCUGGCGAGACCGCCACGGCCGCCACGACUUUAUUCUGAUUCAUUCACGUAAUCAUAUCAUCCAGAGGACCGGCAGCACUUAUCCCAGCACGGCUGCAGAGAAAAGCCGCUCCACUCCGCGCCGUGCCGCUCCGCACCCAGCUGGCAGCAACCUGGCCAAGCACACUGCCCUCACGCAGAACCCGCUGACUGGCUGA